This is a messenger RNA of Nelumbo nucifera (sacred lotus), 1704 nucleotides long. RefSeq names its product Rubisco methyltransferase family protein. The record is from RefSeq and is a predicted model, not a curated record. NCBI's taxonomy places the organism in Eukaryota, Viridiplantae, Streptophyta, Magnoliopsida, Proteales, Nelumbonaceae. Gene Ontology annotation, molecular function: protein-lysine N-methyltransferase activity; protein binding. Gene Ontology annotation, biological process: peptidyl-lysine monomethylation.
UUUUAUCCAUUACGGUCAGUCCAGGCUUCAGUGCCGCUACUGAGAAAAAAAUGGUGAACUUGGGUGCGUCCAAGGUGUUAACGGCGACCAGAGAUCUCAUAAGCUCGUCAACCACCUCUUUAACUCACUUCCGCCCUCUCACCUGCGCCUCCGCCUCCGCCUCCACUGCCUGUCAUCCUGCACGAUUGGUUCCCCACCCACCUGACUUGGUCAAAUGGGUCAGGCAGGAAGGGGGUUUCGUUCACCAUGGGUUGAAGAUAGCAGCUGGAGACUCCUAUGGACUCGGUUUAGUGGCUUCUGAAGAGAUUCCAAAAGGGUCUGAUCUAAUCGCACUUCCUAGUCAUUUGCCGCUGCGCUUUCGGUCGCUGGACUCUGAGGAUGGGGAUGGUAUUGAGUCUGUUCUAAUCCAGUUAGCUCGACAAGUUCCUGAGGAACUGUGGGCAAUGAGAUUGGGCUUGAAGCUUCUUCAAGAAAGAGCUAAGGUUGGUUCCUUCUGGUGGCCAUACAUCAGCAAUCUUCCUGAAACUUACAGUGUACCCAUUUUCUUUCCUGGGGAUGACAUAAAGAACCUGCAGUAUGCUCCUCUUCUUUACCAGGUAAAUAAGAGAUGUCGGUUUCUUCUUGAUUUUGAGAGAGCAAUGAAAGAUGCACUUGAGAACGUGAGACCAGAGGAUCAUCCUUUUGGGGGCCAAAAUAUAGAUGCAUCUUCACUUGGCUGGGCCAUGUCAGCAGUAUCUUCUCGGGCAUUCCGUUUACAUGGUGAACAGAUCCCAGAUGGAACCCAUGCUGAUAUCCCAAUGAUGCUUCCUCUCAUUGACAUGUGCAACCAUAGCUUCAAUCCAAAUGCUCAGAUUGUACAGGAAAAAAAUAUAAGGAACUCCAACAUGUUAGUGAAGGUUGUAGCGGAAGCACACAUCAAACGAGAUGACACAAUACUUCUUGAUUAUGGUUGCUUGAACAAUGACCUUUUUCUUCUAGAUUAUGGAUUUGUGAUCCUAUCAAACCCCUAUGACUGUAUUGAGCUCAGGUAUGAUGGAGCUCUUUUAGAUGCAGCAAGCAUGGCUGCUGGGGUUUCAUCCCCUAACUUCUCUUCACCUACCCAAUGGCAGCAACAAAUUCUAGCUCAGCUGAAUUUACAAGGCGAAGAUGCCCUUCUCAAGGUAAGCUUAGGGGGGACUGAAUUAGUGGAGGGCCGCUUAUUAGCUGCCUUAAGAGUACUCCUUGCGAAUGACAUGGAAACAGUACAGAAGCACGAUCUGAGUACACUGAAGUCGUUAACAGCAGAAGCCCCACUUGGGAUAUCAAAUGAAGUAGCCGCUCUUCGCACUGUUAUUGCUUUAUGUGUGAUUGCACUAGGGCAUUUCCCAACCAAAAUAAUGGAGGACGAAUCAUUGCUGAAAGGUGCCUCUGGCCCAACUGAAUUGGCUAUCCAAUUCCGGGUCCAGAAGAAAUCUGUGAUCAUAGAUGUGAUGAGAGACCUGACCCGGCGGGUGAAGAUACUGUUGUCCAAGGAAACAGCCAUAGCCCAGGGUUGAUAUUCUUGAGAUAGACAUAGUUUUCUACAACUCUGGCUACAUUCUAUUUUAUUCCAUUUCCCCAGCAUACAAUUACUUCAUUGUUGAUAUGUUUCAGAAAAUUUUGGCUGGCAUAGCUAAUAAUCAUUAAUAUUUUACUUAUGGUAUUUCAAUUUCACAUUUGGGUUAA